AUGGCUCGCGAGACGCGGUCGAAGACGGGCAAUUCCAAGCCUCGUGUCGUCCAGGUCGUUGACACGGCCCCGACCAUCACGCGCAAGGCCGCGCCCAAGAAGAAGGCUGUCAAGCCCGAGGCCAAGGGUGCUAAGCCCGCCGGUGUGACCAAGAAGAAGGCGGCCCCGAAGAAGGAGGGCGUCGUCGCCAAGGCCAAGGCUGCCGUCAAGAAGGUCACCAAGAAGGCCGAGGCUGCCGAGACUGACGCGGAGGAGACGGUUGAGAAGGCCGAGAAGGCCGAGACGACCGAGAAAAUCGAGAAGGUAGGCGCCCGUUUGGUUUCUGCGACCCCUCGUACUUGCGCCCCGUUGUGA
This is a messenger RNA of Dichotomopilus funicola, 354 nucleotides long. RefSeq lists its product as uncharacterized. Lineage: Eukaryota; Fungi; Ascomycota; Sordariomycetes; Sordariales; Chaetomiaceae. The coding region runs from base 1 to 354 and encodes 117 amino acids. The record is from RefSeq and is a predicted model, not a curated record. The transcript is spliced from 2 exons.